Messenger RNA from Lepisosteus oculatus (spotted gar), 4040 nucleotides. NCBI's taxonomy places the organism in Eukaryota, Metazoa, Chordata, Actinopteri, Semionotiformes, Lepisosteidae. The record is from RefSeq and is a predicted model, not a curated record.
AAUUCUGACUAGUAUUUAAUAUUAUAUAUAGUAUUUUGUAGUAGUAUUACAACUGCAUUAUAGUGUAGUUGGCUUAAUUCCAUUUUGGGAAUUCUCAGUCUGGUCUAACUAACUCCCCUUCUUAAUUCAAAUAGUGAAUUAAUUUUCAACUUCACCUUAUCUGGUGUGUCAUGGGGCUUCUUUGAAGAAUGAAUGUCAUAUAUCAUGCAAAGUGUUCAGUGGUUCUUCAGGAUGAAACAUGACCUGCAAUUGCAAGACUUAUUUGAAAUUAAUUCAGUAGUACCAGGUAACGUAUGUGCUGUUUGUAAGGGUAUACUGAAACUGCUUUCUCUUUUUUAUGGAAGUUGUUUCAUCUGCUUGUUAAAUUGUUUUGGUAAAUAAGAAGCAUCCAGUGCCAAUAUUUAGUUUCUAUAAACACUAAAGGCUGAGUUUUCUAAUACUGGGAUGUUGUGUUCCCUGGGGACCAUUUCCAGCAUUUAAUCUAUAGGGGGUAAAAGCUGUUAAGAUUUUGAGAGUACAGCAAUUAUUACUUAAAGUACAGACAGUGUAUUUCUGAUAAUCACAACUUAUAUUUUCCUAGGUGCUGGCUGUAAUGGUUAUAGUAUAAGCUCCAGAUGAGUAAUUUGUGGGAAUUAAAACCAAGCAGCACUGGUGUCUCAUUUAUGUCUUGUUAAAUAAGACUGCAGAGAGAUAGGGCUGUAUGCUUUUAAGGUAGUAAGCUAAGCAUAAUUGCCAUGUUAAAUGACAGCUCUACCCUCUUGUUACUUCUCUUAUUGCUGUCUUUAUUCAAGGAACAAGAGACUUGCUGUCAGGAAAACUGGAAGAAAUCUCAACUGAAGAAUGAUGGGGACUGGGUAAACUGAAAGAAUAAGGAAGCAUAAUUGUACAAUUUAAGAAGGGCUGAAAUAGCUUUAUUCUAGAUGCAGGAAAGUCAGCUUGUAUCUGUUUUUUCACAGUGAUUUUAGGUUUUUGCUUCAGCUGGAAGUUUCCUCCUCAGCCAUAGACAGACACCCUUCUGCCUUGAAUGUAAUAGAAACCAACCCCUUCAAACAUCUGAUUCAUCUUUCACUAAGGAUGCUACCAGGAAACGAUGCUGAUGUGAAGAAAUAUUUAGCUGUCUGUCUGCAAAGAUUAAAGACUGAGAAGAAUAAUCUGGAAGAAAAGCUGAAACAAACAGAAGAUGAUCUGUCUAAACGACUGAGUGUAACACAGCAGACACUUGCUGAAAAGGCAAAAGAAUUAGAGAAGAUGCAGAAUACAUGGUCAUUACAAACAUCUGAGCUAUCAAACAGGCACAACCAAGAUGUCACAGCCGAAAGAGAGAGAGCAUUACAGAUUCAGUCUCAUUGCCAACAGCAACAUGAGCAUCAGAAAAGGGAGAUGGAACUUGCUCAUAAGAGAGCAGUGCAGCAUUUAGAAAGCAGAACAGCAGAACUGGAAUGUAUUAACAAAGAGCUCAUGGAAAAGAAGUACAAAUCGGAGUCUGCUGUACGAGAGCUAAGAGCAAAACUGGCAAAUCUGGAAGAUGAUUAUCAAAGAUCUAAGCAAGAAUUGAUCUCUCUGAGAAGGGAGAACUCCACCCUGGACACAGAGUGCCAUGAGAAGGAGAAGCUCCUUAACCAUCUUAGGACAAGGACUGCUGUCUUGGAGCAGGAAAUAAAAGAUAAGGAACAGGUUGUCACAAGGACAACAAACAUCUUUGAGGCUGCUAAGGAGAAGAAGAAAAGGUUAGAGGAAACAAUGGAAGAAAAGCAUCUACUAAUAGGAAAACUUGAAGCCACUGUAAAAUCCCUCUCAGAGGAGCUCUUAAAGGCUAAUGAAAUUAUUAGGAAAUUGCAAAUGGAUGUGAAGAAACUUGUUGAGAAAACAAAGCUAAAAAACACCGUCACGAUGCAACAAGAAAAACUUUUAGGUGAGAAAGAACAAAGUCUUCAGAAGGAAAGACAAGAGCUGACUCUCUUGAAACAUGCAGUAAAACAGAAGGAAGAGGAGGUCUCAAAGCUGCAAGACCAGCUGGAUGCUACUGUACAGAAACUGGAUGAAAGUACAGAGCUAUUGAAAACAAAUGAAAAUGGUACAGUAUGUAACAGUACACUAUACACUAUGUCACACAUGAUCUAUUAUGUUUGUUUGAAAAAUGUGUUAAUUGUGGAUUUCAUUAUAGUCAUAUCGUGGUUAAAUAAACAGCUUAACGAAAGCAAGAUUGCUUCAAUGCAAGGCCCAGCUGGUUUAUGUGAACCAGCAUUCCUGGCCUCAAAGACUACAGUUAUGCAGAAUAACCUGCAGCAGCUUCAAGCUGUCUACAGCAGCCCUCUGCCAGACUCCUUGAUGCACCCACUUGUCCCAGCUGCCCAGCCUACAGAUAAAUAUUCUAAGAUCUGUGCUACUUUGCCUGGAUUACAGACCCCUUCUCUUGGCCUCAGUAUUAUUAGAAAUGGCCCCCAGGUACAUUUCAGUCCUCUUCCAGCUCCUGGCCCCACUGCAGCAAUAUCUGGUCCUGCAACUUCCACGCCUAUAAUACCUCAAGUGUCCAGCAAUGAUGCCCCAGGAUUAGAUGUGAAGUAUUUACAAAAGAGUGCUCCGGUUAAAGCACUGAAGUCCUUAAUAACUGGACCAAAUAAACCUUUAGUGACAAAUCGAGGAAAACCACAGGCCAUAUCAUCGUAUUUUCCUGGACAGCGUUCUACACUUCCUGCAUCAUGAAUAUGGAUCUGAUAAAAAAUGAAUGAACUGUUACAAGAAGAUGAAACCAAUAAGGGAAAAAGUGGAAAUGAAAUUAAGAACAUGUAAAAAGUAAUACUUAGUGAGUGCAGCAACAUUGCUUCAUAUAAGGGACAUCUUAAUAGCUGUGGACCAUUCAAACUGCCAGAAUGCAGCCUGCUAUUUAGCCAGAACAUUUCAUCACCAACAUUGGAGACCGUUAAAUUCAGAAUUGAUACUGAAUUAAUGUAAUUAUUGAGAAUUGAAAGGUUUAUAAUGAAUUAAAAAUCAUUUGCGGUGAGACUACAAUUGAAGUGUUUGGGUUUAAAGAAACAGUAUAAGAAAAAAAACAUUUCUAAAAAUGUUACUUGAGAGAGCCUUUUGAAAUUGGUUUUGGAGUAAAAUGUUAGCCAUACUCUCAGAUAAGCAAUUCAGAUUUUUUCUUUUUUUAGUAGCAUAUGAAUUAGAAACAAUUUAGAAAGAAUUAUAUAAUUAAAUUUCAUUGGGCAGAUUUUGUGAAUGAAGACAUUAUCCUUACCUUACAUCCUUUAAUUUUACCUACUUAAAUGAAGAAUAUACAUAGAAGUAAUAUUUAUUUUGUUAUUAAGUUCACAUUUUCACCUAAUUUCAUCCAAUCUCUCUAAAAUAAACUCUUUUAGCAGGACAGUUAUGGAUAUGAUUUUGCCAUUCGAAGUCCAGAUUACCUGUGGUUUAUAUAGCUGCAAUGUAUUGGCAGAAAUUAAAUAUAAUCAUACAGUAUAUAUACAUUUUUUUGCCUGAAGAUAUUAUGCGCAUGGCCUCAGUGCUGCUUUAAUAAUUAUCAGAUGUAUUUCAUCUGACUGCAGUUUGCAGCAUUUUAUGCCAGAAAAUCAAUCCUGUUAAGAUUUUAAACCAUGACUUUUCAAAUGUUGGGUCUCAGAUGCUUAGGGGGAGUUGUUGAUUAUUUUUUCCCUUAUUAUAAAUGUGACUCCAUUAUAUAAAAUUAUCUUGAAAAUGAGUCCUAAAGAAAUAUGUUUGUGAUUUCAUUAUUUACACUGUCAUUUGAUUUUAAACAUAUUAAAUGUCUUCAAUCUAAACUUUUCAACCUUACUCAUUGGAUGGUGUUAGGCUGAUGCAAAGGAAAAACGCUAAAUUAUAGUUUAUAGCUAUAGUUGCUCAUGCUCCAGGUAUCUUGAUGUUAACUUUUCUGUUCACAUUUGUGAAGCUGAGUUACAAAACUUUGUUUUUGUGCUUGUCCUGUUGUAACUUUUUUUCUAAUGGCAAAUCUUUAAAUGUGUUGCAGUUCCCAAGGCAUAAAUUAAUGAUUUGUAGCAAAAUGUAUUAUAUAUUUAUAAAAUAGU